Messenger RNA from Dracunculus medinensis (Guinea worm), 2157 nucleotides. The record is from the annotation of a GenBank genome assembly. Lineage: Eukaryota; Metazoa; Nematoda; Chromadorea; Rhabditida; Dracunculidae.
GUUGUGAACUAUAAAUCUAUUCCAUGGUAUUCUAGGCGGCGAUAUGAAUAUGUUCUCUCAGAAUGCGAUGACAUGGAAGUAUCUCGGCCGUUGAGGCAUGAUAUAAGUGGCGUGGAAGACGAUGAUGGGAUCACAAUGGAAUUGCGAAGACGACUGAAACGAGUGGCUAGCAUUCCAUGUGACAUCGAUCCUAUGGCCAUAGAUACAAGCAUAGAUUUCACUAAGAUCGGUGGUCUUGAUCGACAUAUACAAUCUUUGCAAGAAGUUAUACUCUUUCCACUGUUGUAUCCCGAGGUCUUUUCCCAAUUCGAUAUUACACCACCAAAAGGAGUUCUCUUUUAUGGUCCCCCAGGUACGGGUAAAACAUUAGUUGCUAGAGCGCUGGCGAACGCAUGUAGUAAAGGUGCUCGAAAAGUAUCAUUCUUUAUGAGAAAAGGCGCCGACUGCCUUAGCAAAUGGGUUGGAGAAUCCGAAAAACAACUUCGAUUACUUUUCGAGCAAGCUUAUAAGAUGCGACCAUCCAUCAUAUUUUUCGAUGAAAUAGAUGGUUUAGCACCUACGAGAAAUUCCAAACAGGAUCAAGUUCAUAGUUCUAUUGUAUCAACAUUAUUAGCUCUCAUGGAUGGUUUGGAUAACCGUGGAUCUGUUAUUGUUAUUGGAGCAACAAAUAGACUGGAUGCGAUUGACCCAGCGUUAAGGCGUCCCGGAAGAUUCGAUCGCGAAAUGCAUUUCAGUCUUCCGGAUACAAAUGCUCGUCUUGCUAUUUUGAAGAUACAUACAGCCGCAUGGAAUGCAAAUCGACCUUCACUAGAGAAUUUACAGUGGUUGGCCGCAAAAACUUCAGGUUAUUGUGGUGCUGACAUCAAAUCUUUGUGUACUGAGGCCGUUCUUGUUUCGCUGCGGUCGAAAUUUCCUCAGAUGUAUACAUCGUCUGAAAAAUUAAUGAUUGAUCCAGCAUUACUAGUGAUUGAUAAAAGUCACUUUAUAACAGCAAUGCAGCGUAUCGUUCCAGCUGGAUUGAGAGAUUUUUCCGUGCCUUCUCGUCAACUUGAUGAUCGCCUUGCUAUUUUGCUUAGUUCAACAAUAAAAUCGUUGAUUGAAGACAAAGUUCCAACAGGUUAUCGAAGCUCAUAUCAGCAUGAUAUGGUUGAAAUAAGUGUCACGGAGAAAGUAUUGAAAACAUUAGCUGCAUCACCUGUUGUUCCAUCUGUACGUUUGUUGAUUCAUGGAAAUUCAAGUGACUGCGGACAAACAUCUUAUGUGUUGCCUGUGGUUGUAAAUUGUCUCGAUCAUCUUCCUGUUUUCUCACUUUCGAUUGCCAGCUUAUUUUCCUCAGGCUCACCAGAAGAAAGUUUUUCGCAAGCAAUUCAAUCUGCAAUACGUUCAGCAUCCACAGGUACUCCAUGUAUUCUUCUUAUUCCAUCUGUUGAUAUGUGGCAUCAAACCGUUCCGAGAUCUGUUUGGAAUUUGUUGAUCACUGCACUUGACUCCUUCACUGGUUUUACUUCGAUACUUCUUCUAGCAUCUGCUGAAUGCCAUUAUUCGAAACUUUCUUGGAAAUUUUAUAUAUAUAUGUCUUUUUUUGUCAAAAAUCUCGACUUUUUUAUUAAUUUAGCCCAGUUUUCUCGUGAUAGACGAUUUUCCGCAUUCGCACAACCGGUUGAUCCUGCAGAAGUUCCCGAUUAUUAUGAUAUAAUCAAAAAUCCAAUGGAUUUAUCUACUAUGUUUUCCAAAGUUCAAUCAUACAAAACACCAGAAGAAUUUGUGAAUGAUUUUCGUUUGAUUUACGCAAAUGCUAUGGAAUAUAACCCGCCAGAUGCAGAAGGUCGUUUGAUUCAGCAGAAUGCAAAAUUAUUGUUGGAUCUUGGUCAACGCGCGGCAUUUGAAUUAGAUACAAAUUUUCUACGCGGAAUAGAGGCUGUUGAAAAAUGCAGUGGUUGGCCUCUUGUAGAGCUUGAAAGAGUUGCUGCUGCGUUAGCACAAAUAAUUGACAGUUAUCGUGAUAUUUAUGAUCGAACUGAGCUACCUAGCCAACUUUUAUUAACGUUUUUGGCAAAUCGGUGUUGUUGGCACAUCUCCAUUCUUCGCAGAAAUUGGCACUUUUUGUUUUUUAUAUUAUUCUUGCUUAUAUUCAAUUGUGGAUUUAUUUAUGUAUAA